CAUCCCCCAAGGUCUUCAGUUGCAGGGGAAAAUAGAAAAAACUUUCCAAAAUGAUUAAACAAAACGUAUGCCUGACAAGAAGACCAUCUAAAACAAAGUAAAAUGUUGAGGCCCCUUUGGUGUUUUUUUUUUUAAUAUAAACCACUUGAAGAAGGCAGUGUAUGACAUCUGGCAAAGUUAUGGCAAGUAUGUCAAGAAGAAUGGGCAAUGAUUUCAAGUUCAAGUUUAUGAUUUUGAUUUUCAGGGCCUAUAUAAAACUUGUGUGGUCCUUACCAACUUCUGAAACCUAAAUAACCUCGGGUGACAACAAAGAAAAAGCAACAGAUUUCCCUAUGUUGUAAUUUUUUUUUCCCCAAAAAGUAAAUCAACAUUCAGAAACCAGGAGGAAAAAAUAAGUACACACUUCCUACUUCUACAAUCAUUAAGAGAAUAGUUAGCAGUCAGAUGUUAAUACACAAUGAAAUACACAAACUUGGUUAAUAAUCAAGAACCUUUAUUAGAGCAGAAUAUUUAGUGUUCUGGAGCACUCAGGGGUGUGUGCGCGCGCGUGCAUCAUGCUAAGAAGAAAAGACAUCAGCCAUGACCUCAGAGAAUCAAUUGUUGCUGCUCAUCAAACUGAGAAGGGUUAUAAGGCCAUUGGCAAACAAUUUGAAAUUCACCAUUCUACAGUGAGAAGGGUUAUUUACAAAUGGUGUGCCUUGAAGACGGUUGCCAAGCUUCCAAGGAGUGGACAUCCCAGCAAAUUAAUUCCAAGGACAGACUUCUAAAAGCUUAGAGAUAUAAAGAAAAACCUAAGAGCUACAUCAUGUAAGCUACAAGCUUCUGUAAGCACAUUAAAUGUUUAUGUUCAUGACAGCGCGAUCAGAAAAAGAAUGAACUGUAGGAAUUCCAAGUCUACAUUUUAAAUAUUUUCAGAAGAAGAAGAAGCCUUUAUUUGUCGCAUGCACACCCAAGCACCGUGAACUUCAUCCUCUGCAUUUAACCCAUCUGAAGCGGUGCACACACACAUAUACAUACCCAGAGCAGUGGGCACUGGGCAGCUAUACUAGAGCGCCUGGGGAGCAGUUAGGGGUUCGGUACCUUGCUCAAGGGCACUUCAGCCCAAGGCCACCCCAUGUUAACCUAACUUUGGACUGUGGGGUAAACUGGAGCACCCGGAGGAAACCCACGCAGACACGGGGAGAACAUGCAAACUCCACACAGAAAGGCCCCGCGUCAGCCACUGGGCUCGAACCCAGAACCUUCUUGCUGUGAGGCGACAUUGCUAACCACUACACCACCAGCCGCCCAGCCUCCGUGUGUUUGAGCUACAAGUUGGGGCAACAAGCUAACCGUCUAACUAUGAUAAGUGAUGCACAUUUUCGUCCUCAAACUGUAUAAUCAGUGUUAUACGUAGAUUUGACAAGUGAAUUUCUAAACGUUGACAUAUUCAGCAUCCAACGCAAAUAAUUUGUGUAUAUAUAGAAUGUGUACAGUAUAACUCAUUUAAGUCUAAGAAGUGCUACUUUUGUUUACUGUUGAUUCUGGGAGCAGCCAUGAUGAUUUGAUGUUGCUUACUUAUCUCAUGGUUGAGGAGCUGUUUCUCAGUUUACGAGUUGGGAUUCCGAUUGGUGUUUUCUUUGUUUUUUUCCUAGUCAGAAGUUGUAAAUCCAGAGUUCAGGGGUAAUGAACAUGAAACAUGAACAAGACUGCGACGAUGGAGGCUGUACAAAAGGAAAACUGGUACUUCAUGGCACUUCUGAUUUGUCUCUCUUUUCUCAGAGUCUCGGAGCAGCUGAAGUCUUCAGGGAGCACAGUGAAGCUUCAGGAAGGGAUGCUGUUGGACUGCUUUUGUCCCUGGACUGGGAACCUCAUCAUGGUGUCAUGGACUAAAGGAGUCUAUUCAAGUCCGCUUGCCAUUUAUCACCCCAUGUACGGCGUCAAUUUCAACGCUGCUUAUGACGGUAGAGUUGAGUUCAUCAAUGCUUCAGCAAUGGAUGGCAGCAUCAGAAUAAUGAACGUCACUGAAGAAGACGAGGGUCUGUAUCACUGCACAAUGCAGACGUUUCCUCGAGGGACAUGGACCAAAGAUACGCUGGUGCAAAAACAAGUCACCACCACUGUCUUGUCCCCCAAUCCCAACACCAACCUUAUCGUCUCUGAAAGCAAAGACGCGACCAUCAGCUGCAGUCAUGAUGGAGUCGUGUACGAGGUCAGUAUGGAGAGGAUGGAGGGAGCAGACGGAGGGAGCAGUCUGUUAGCAGUGUGUAGGCAGAAUGCCGAUGGCGUGGAGCUCAGCAAGUAUCUGCACAGAGGAAAUGUGAACUGCAGCGAUGAGAUGGAAAUGAAGCUGCAUUUAAACAACGUGAGCCAAGAUGAUGACGGGAUUUAUCGCUGUAACUUCAGCACAGACGCUGGGUUUUCUAGCAGCCUUAUCCUUCUCACAAUGUUCUCCAGUCCCAAAGGACUCGGUGAUGCUCGGGACAGGUGGUAUAUUUACAUAGGAGGAGUAGCAGCAGGUGCAUCCGUCCUGAUGACCAUAGUGUUUUUCUACAUGUGGAGGAGCAGGAGGAAGGUGAGGAGAAUGGAGUACAGAACUCAGUUACAUACCACCAAAAGACAGCAUAUUUACACUAAUGAACAAGGAGGAGUGUAUGACAGGAUGAAAAAGACAACGAGGAACCAAAGAAAGAAUAAUCCAAUAUACGUCAACUUCCAAAACACGAGAGCACAGAAGAAAGGAAAAAGAUGACACGCAUUCAAGUUUCAACUGAAAAGACUGAUGAUGUGAUGAACCAGUGACCUCGUUUGACCUCAAUGAUUAGAUUGACAGGUGAUGAAACCAUACUGGUGUUGAGUGAAAUAGGAAAGGACUAAGAGCCACUGGAAAAUAUUCCGACCACAGAAGGCCUAUGAUGAAGGCCAAUUAAAAAAAGAAAUGGAUCAUAAAUGCAGUGAUGAUAUCCUGUGGCCUUCUGAAAUGAUGGCAAUUUUUUGCACAUUUAAUAUUGUCGUUUAUACAACAGUGCUAUUGAAUUCUGGAGUCUAAUUGCUCAGCAGGUGUUGAUUUAACAGCGGGUGACUCUGACAGGAGUCGCGACUCUAAUUUAUGGCACUGGUUCUAAUACGUUAUUGUUUCUAUAGUAACAGCAUACACAGAGACUUGUAUGAUGGAUGCGCAAUAGAAACAGAUUAAAAACGUGUGAAUGUUGCUAUGGUAAGUUUUCUGUAAAGAGAGAGGCCUAUUUAUUAUUUAAAAUCUAAGGAAGGAGUUUCCAGUGUCACUGCUUUAUAGCAUCUCAUCUCGUUAUCUCUAGCCGCUUUAUCCUGUUCUACAGGGUCGCAGGCAAGCUGGAGCCUAUCCCAGCUGACUACGGGCGAAAGGCGGGGUACACCCUGGACAAGUCACCAGGUCAUCACAGGGCUGACACAUAGACACAGACAACCAUUCACACUCACAUUCACACCU
Molecule: messenger RNA, 3448 nt
Organism: Neoarius graeffei (lesser salmon catfish)
Lineage: Eukaryota; Metazoa; Chordata; Actinopteri; Siluriformes; Ariidae
Gene: cd226
Product: CD226 molecule
Exons: 7
Coding region: 1679-2731 (350 amino acids)
Biological process (GO): positive regulation of mast cell activation; positive regulation of Fc receptor mediated stimulatory signaling pathway; positive regulation of T cell receptor signaling pathway
Cellular component (GO): external side of plasma membrane
Source: RefSeq, a predicted model, not a curated record